Messenger RNA from Miscanthus lutarioriparius, 1635 nucleotides. NCBI's taxonomy places the organism in Eukaryota, Viridiplantae, Streptophyta, Magnoliopsida, Poales, Poaceae. The record is from the annotation of a GenBank genome assembly.
AUGAGCUCCGAGGCGGAAUGCGCAGCUCCGGCCGCCGCCUCCGAUGCGGCGGGCGGCGGCAGGGCGGAGAUCGACACGUCCGCGCCGUUCGAGUCCGUGCGGGAGGCCGUCGACCGCUUCGGCGGCAGCGCCGCCUGGAGCUCCGACCUCGUCAAGCGCAUGUUCGCGCCCUCCAAGAAACAUGAACACUCGGAACAAGCUGCAGAGGCCAUCAACGUAGAGGAGCAGGCUGCACAGCUAGAAAACGAGCUGGCCGUCAAAGAAAGGGAAACUCUUGAUGUGCUCAAGGAACUGGAGGCAACCAAGAAAAUCAUAGCAGACCUGAAACUGAAGAUACAGAAGGAAGCCACUGAAACGUCCCCUGAAGAAGCUGCGAAGUCUGAUGAAGCUGAUCACAUCUCUAAGGCAGGACCUGAAGAGCAGCAACCUGAAAACAUCAACGUCGAUGUGGACAUGGAAGGUGUUGAGGAAAAUCAUUCAGGUUCAGUAUCGGUGGAACUUGAGCAGGCAAAGGCAAGCCUGAACAGAAGUACAGGUGAUCUGGCUGCAGUACGGGCUGCAGUUGAGUUACUGCGAAAUAGCAUAGCAAAAGAAAAAAUGUUGCUUGAAAGAGGCCGAGAAAAGCUCUCCUCUGACACUUCAUUGGUUUCUUCUUUGGAGGAUGAGCUGGACCAGGCAGCACAAAAGAUGGAAACGCUGAAGGAUCUGCAGAGGAGACGCAAAGACCCGUCGGACAUUUUUAUGGAGAUCAAGAAAAUGACCACUGAGGUGCAGCAGCUCAGGAGCAUGGCAAAUGAUUCAAAGUCCGAAGCAAUGGUGUUGGCUGCAGAAAUUGAGCAGGCAAAGGCGAGCAUUAGCACAGCUGAGGUCAGGUGCAUUGCAGCCAGAAAGAUGGAAGAUGCCGCUAGAGCAGCAGAAGCCCUUGCACUUGCUGAGAUCAAAGCACUACUGAGCAGUGAAAGUUCUUUUGAAGGUGAUGCCGCUUCUGAUGGAGUAACUCUCUCAAUGGAGGAGUAUUUCACACUGUGUUCCAAAGCUCUUGAAGCUGAUGAAAACUCCAGGAAGAAAGUAGAAGACGCCAUGCUGCAGGUAGAUGUAGCUAACAAUUCAGAGUCCGAGUCAGUUAAGAGGCUCGAGGAUGCCAAAGUAGAGGUUGAGGAAUGCAAGAAGGCGCUACAAGAGGCCCUAAAGAGGGUAGAGGCUGCAAACCAUGGGAAACUUGCGGUGGAAGAGAUUCUUCGUAGAUGGAAAUCUGAGAGUGGACACAAAAAGCAAUCUCUUGGUGGCUCCCCAAAAUUAAAAAAUGCAGCUCACAGUCGCAAAGAUUUGCACACCACAGAUAUGAUUUCUGAUGUUUCAGAUAGAUCACACAAACCAACAUUAUCAAUUGGGCAGAUACUGAGUAUGAAGUUAAUGGGACCUGAUGGGUAUGACAAAAGUGUUUGGGAUGACAAAACAAGCGAGAUACCAGAUAUCUCACUUGGUCAGAUUCUAAACAGGAGUGGUGUUUUGUGCAGAGAAGAUAUGGCUACUCGCAAAAGAAUUUCCGGAAAGAGGAAGAAGUUUGCAUUGACUGGCCUUUCUGUUCUCCUGGCGAAGCAAUCAAAGAACAAGAAGAAGAGAGAAUCCUUUUAA